Molecule: messenger RNA, 2358 nt
Organism: Prunus armeniaca (apricot)
Lineage: Eukaryota; Viridiplantae; Streptophyta; Magnoliopsida; Rosales; Rosaceae
Source: the annotation of a GenBank genome assembly
AUGUGCUGUUGUCUCUUUUGCUGUCCUCUUCACUUCAUCCGCCCGCGGACGAUAUGCUCUUUUCCCUCUCUCUUUUGUUUUUCUUCUCCACCGAGCCGUUGCCACUAUUCUAAUCCUAACAUUUCCUUCAAAUCUCAGCGACUGUCGAAGUCGUCGUGUGAUCAGUUCCAGCCUAAAGUACCGAUUUUGGUUUCUCUCUCUCUCUCUCUCUCUCUCUCUCUCUCUCUCUCUCUCUGUGGAAGUACCAAUUGGGUGUCAUCUUGCCUUGGGAUUCUAGGCUUGGAAGAUUCAGCUAUGGGUUUACCCAAACCCAAUGAGGCCUCUACUUCAAAGGAGACUAUGGACGCUACCUCAAGUGGGGUAAAGAGGAAACGUGGGAUAACGAGUAUGCAUCGCAUAGUGAAGAAUAAAAAUACUGGUAAGAAAUUAGUAGUGGAGUAUACCCCAAAGGGCAAACCAUAUGGGAAGGUAGCAUCAGAACUGGCUUCUUACAUUGGGGUGCUGGCACGUACCACAGUCCCCAUCAGUGUUGAAAGCUGGCCUAAGGUGGAAAAGGAUUUGAAAAAUAAAAUUUGGGAAUCCGUAGAGGCGGCAUUUGUCUUAGCCCCUAAAAGCAGAAAAAUGGUGUUGACCUCUGCAUCCAAUAGAUGGAGGCAAUUCAAGAGUGACCUAACAAGAAAAUAUAUUAUGCCAUUUAAAGAUGAGGCUGAAGCCUUGAAAAACCCACCAGAAGACUAUGGUUUCAUUAAGCAACAACAUUGGCAGCAAUUUGUAAAUGGCCGUUUAACCAAAGAAUUUCAGAAACUCCAUAAUGAACAGAAAGAGAGAAGGGCAAAGUUUCAGCAACCUCAUAGAAUGUCACGAAAAGGAUAUGUGGGUUUGGAGGCAGAAUCAAGGAAAACUAUGCCUGAGGAUGAACUUGAUGGGUCUCUACUUCGCAAGAAAGCACGUAAGGAUAGAAAAGGGCAGGCUGCAAAAAUUGACCUUUUGAUGAAAGAACAUUCUGAACAUUCUGACCAUUCUGAACAUGCAGAGUAUGCUGAACAUGGAGAACAUUCUGAGCACACAGAACAGUCUGAACAUACAGAACAGUCUGAACAUGCAGAACCUUCUGAACAUGCAGAACAUUCCGAGCAUUCAGAACAUCCAGAACAUUCUGAGCAUCCAGAUCAUUCUGAACAUUUUGAUGUCAGUCUCUCCUCUAAAAAUAAUGAUGUCCUGACAAUGGUGUUGGGAGCUCCUGAAGAUUCUGGUAGGGUUAGAGGUGUGGGAGGCUUUUUCAAGCCAAAUGUUCCACAGGCUCAGUUUGAUAGGGAAGAUAUUCUGGAUGAGGUCAGGAAGAUGAUUGAGCAGCAGCGGGCCUGGUAUGAAGCAAAGAUUGCUGAGUUAGAGGCAAAGAUCAAUGGUAAUAUCCGGACCACACCUAUCUCACUUUCAACUCCAGUUCCCAACCGUUCCGAGAAGGCAAGCUGUUCUGGGAAGAAAAAAAAUGUCUUGGAGGAUAAUGCAAUUAAUUUUGAGGAAUUGACAUUUAUGGGUAAAAGAGACACCAUCAAGAAACGUGGAAAGACUGCUGCCAAACCUCAAGAUUUACCAAAACAAGACAUGAACCUGCCCAAGUCCCUCAAGCUCCUAUAUCGUUAUGCAGAGCGUGCCAUGCUGGAUGGCGAAACUAUCAGUAUUGAUAUGGAGGAAGCAGUAUUUGGUGUUGCCAAGACUGUAUACAUUUCCCAAGAAGAUGUAAUGCAGUUUAUGGAAAUGAAGGAAAUCUCAGCCACAUGCAUAAUUGUUUACAUGAGGCACCUCUAUGAUAAGCUAAACCAAUCAAACAUGGUUGAUAUGGUUGGUUUGACUGACCCUUCAAGCAUCUCAGUUGGGGCAGGCGAUUCUGACCAAAAAUCACGAGUGAUAGCAGGCCGGUUACAGAAAGGGUCUGCUGACCAAAUACUUUUGGUUCCUUACAAUUCUGGUUAUCAUUGGAUGUUGACCAUUAUCAGUGAAGACAAAGAUGUGUGCUACUUCAUGGACCCUCUUCAGCGAUAUUUCAUGGACUCUCUUCGGCGGAGCAUGCGUGAGGAAGAAUGGAAAUAUAUUGUAAACAAUGGGAUUAGACAGUUCAACAUCCAAACAGGCAGGGGAGUCCGAAAGCCACCCGUAUGGAAAGUACUAACGGGUCCUAAACAACCAUCGAAUAUGGAGUGUGGGUAUUAUGUGAUGAGAUACAUGAAAGAAAUUGUAGAAGAUGAAAACCUUUCCUUUGCAGUAAAGUGGAAUGGGAAGACGUUAAAUGCCUACACACAGACCGAACUUGAUGAGGUACGGUGCGAGUGGACAGAUAUCAUCAGUGACCAUAUGUAG